Molecule: messenger RNA, 3250 nt
Organism: Dromiciops gliroides (monito del monte)
Lineage: Eukaryota; Metazoa; Chordata; Mammalia; Microbiotheria; Microbiotheriidae
Gene: MYEF2
Product: myelin expression factor 2
Exons: 18
Coding region: 163-2103 (646 amino acids)
Biological process (GO): regulation of mRNA stability involved in response to oxidative stress
Cellular component (GO): post-mRNA release spliceosomal complex; cytoplasm; nucleus
Molecular function (GO): mRNA binding
Source: RefSeq, a predicted model, not a curated record
AUCCCCUCCCGGACCAGUGCCGACCCGUUCUCGCGAGAUCCGGGCAGCCGAGCGCUCGGGGCCCUUUCAAAUCGGGAUCCGUUACCGCUUCCCCUGCCGCCGCCAUUGUCGCGCUCGGAGCCCCCCUCAGCGCAGGUGGCGGAGGCAGCGGCGGGCGGCGGGAUGGCGGAGACGGACAAGCCCGAGGUGCCUGGGGCCGCCGGCGACGACACCCUGCGUCAGCAGCUGUCGCCCCUGGAGCAGCCGGAGGAGUCGGGUCAGGAACAGCUACAGCCACAGCAGGAGCUGGAGAAGCAGCAGCUGCCACACGGAGGCAACUCCAAUGGCGUUAAAAUGGAGAAUGAUGACUCUGUAAAAGAAGAGAAAUCUGACUUAAAAGAAAAAUCUACAGGAAAUAAGAAGGCAAAUAGAUUUCAUCCUUAUUCAAAAGACAAGAAUUUGGGCACUGGGGAAAAGAAGGGUCCUAACCGUAACAGAGUUUUUAUUAGCAACAUCCCAUAUGACAUGAAAUGGCAAGCUAUAAAAGAUCUCAUGAGAGAAAAAGUUGGUGAGGUUACAUACGUGGAGCUCUUUAAGGAUUCGGAAGGAAAAUCAAGGGGUUGUGGUGUGGUUGAGUUCAAAGAUGAAGAAUUUGUAAAGAAAGCAUUAGAAACUAUGAACAAAUAUGAUCUUAGUGGAAGACCCCUGAAUAUUAAAGAGGAUCCUGAUGGAGAAAAUGCUCGUAGGGCACUGCAACGUACAGGAGGAUCAUUCCCAGGAGGACAUGUCCCUGAUAUGGGUUCGGGGUUGAUGAAUUUACCACCUUCCAUUCUCAAUAAUCCAAAUAUUCCUCCUGAGGUUAUCAGUAAUUUGCAGGCUGGUAGACUUGGUUCUACAAUUUUUGUUGCUAAUCUUGACUUCAAAGUUGGUUGGAAGAAGCUAAAGGAGGUGUUCAGCAUAGCUGGAACAGUAAAACGGGCAGAUAUUAAAGAAGACAAAGAUGGCAAGAGCAGAGGAAUGGGCACAGUCACUUUUGAUCAAGCAAUUGAAGCAGUUCAAGCAAUCUCUAUGUUCAAUGGACAGUUUUUAUUUGAUAGACCUAUGCAUGUGAAAAUGGAUGACAAAUCAGUCCCUCAUGAAGACUAUCGCUCACAUGACAGUAAGACACCACAAUUGCCCCGUGGUCUUGGAGGCAUUGGAAUGGGGCUUGGACCAGGUGGGCAACCCAUUAGUGCCAACCAGUUGAACAUGGGAGGUGGAAUGGGAAAUAUAGGACCAGGAAGUAUGGGAAUGGAUGGUCCUGGUUUUGGAGGAAUGAAUAGAAUGGGAGGAGGAGUUGGGUUUGGUGGCAUGGAAACAAUGAAUAGCAUGGGAGGAUUUGGAGGAAUUAGCCGAAUGGGAGGAAUGGGUGCUAUAGAUGACUUCAGAGGGAGCAUGGGCAGUGGAAUGAGUGGAGGGAUAGGGACUGGCAUGGCAGGAAUGGGAACUGGUAUGGGCGGCCUGGGAAGCAGCAUGGGAGGUAAGUUAGAAUUGUAUCGUGGUGGAAUGGCUAGUAGCAUGGAAAGAGACUUUGGACGUGGUGACAUUGGAAUGAAUCGAGGUUUCGGGGAUUCUUUUGGCAGAAUUGGUGGUGCAAUGAUUGGAGGUUUUGCAGGAGGAAUGGGAGCUUCUAACAUGGGUCCAGUAGGAUCUGGCAUGAGUGGUGGAAUGGGUGGUAUGAACAGCAUGACUGGAGGAAUGGGGAUGGGACUUGAUCGGAUGAGCUCCAGCUUUGAUAGAAUGGGACCUGGUAUGGGAGCUGUACUGGAAAGAAGCAUUGAUAUGGAUCGAGGAUUUGUGUCCGGCCCGAUGGGAAGUGGAAUGAGGGACAGAAUAGGCUCCAAAGGAAACCAGAUAUUUGUCAGAAAUCUGCCUUUUGACUUGACUUGGCAGAAACUAAAAGAGAAAUUCAGUCAGUGUGGUCAUGUAAUGUUUGCUGAAAUAAAAAUGGAGAAUGGAAAGUCAAAAGGCUGUGGAACAGUCCGAUUUGACUCACCAGAAUCGGCUGAAAAAGCCUGUAGAAUAAUGAAUGGCAUAAAAAUCAGUGGAAGAGAAAUUGACGUACGCCUGGAUCGUAAUGCAUAAUUUCAUACUACAUUCAGAACAUUCCUACAUAUGUUUAGCUUCUCUAUCCUAGUAAAGAGUCCUUUUAGUAACAUUAAAGAAGCUGUAAAAAUGAACUUUUAAAUCCCACCAGCCUUUAACAGUAUAGUGUUAAAAUAUACUGUAAUUCUUGCUAACAAACUUGAGUUUUAGUUUUUAAAGACAGUGGCUCUGGUCAUUCAGUUUAAAUGAAUGGUUAUACUGUUUUUAAUGAGAUAAGCCAUUUCCCCAUUGUUACUUUUCAGUACUGCAUAGUGGGAUUUGUUUAGUGUUUAAAUUUCUCCAGCUUGUACCUACUUUAUUGUAAUGUAAAAAAAAAAAUAGAUGUUUUUCCAGAACUUCAGUUUUCUAUAUGCAUUGUAGUCAUAAUUUAACUUGAAAAGAAAGGGCUUGGAUAAAUUAGGUUGUGAUUUUGUUUGUUUAAAAUUAGUUUUAUGCCAUGGUGCAGAAUUACUGUAAAUAAGUUUUUCAGCCUAGAGGGAGUUUGGGAUGUUUUUUAUUUGAUUAAAUUAAAUGAAUCUUUCUUGCUUCUCUACCCCCAUCCCAGACCCCCUCUGUCACAAAUAGGUCAUUUUAUCCCCAUAACACUAGUAAAGAUCAGUCUCCACAGCCCCUUAUUUUAUUGUUUCCUAUAAUUCCAAGUUCAUACAGAACUGAUAAUGUAGCAAGCACCAAGUACGUUACUAGACACACUACCCCCAACUUCUUGUCUAGUUUCCAGCCAUUCAAGUGAACAGCUAGAAAAAGAAAAACAAUGGAAAGAAUGAGAGAAAUGGCUGUGUAAGUCAAUCCACUGCUGUUAACUUUGACAGGAGCCGAUGUAUUUGUGAACACAGUUUGAAUAAACCAUGGAGCACCUAAACACAACAUAUCAAACACAUUGGAUCCUAUAAUGUUAGACAUAGCCAUAUCUCCUCUGCCUGCAAAAGAAAAGAGCAUGUUGUUGAAAUGUGCACAUUAAAUUAACAUUUUAUUAAUAAGAUGUUUUUCUCUGUUUUGGAAAACUUGUUUUAGAGCAGAAUUCUUACUGAAUUUGUAUUUGCUCAGUUGUUUUUAGUUAGUAUUUAAAUAUUUAACAUUAAUUUAUCAAAUAGUAAUUAUCUUUAUUUAUUAAACAAUUUUCUUAGAA